This is a messenger RNA of Fopius arisanus, 825 nucleotides long. RefSeq lists its product as uncharacterized. The transcript has a single exon. The coding region runs from base 1 to 825 and encodes 274 amino acids. Lineage: Eukaryota; Metazoa; Arthropoda; Insecta; Hymenoptera; Braconidae. The record is from RefSeq and is a predicted model, not a curated record.
AUGAGACGUCUACAAAAGGAUGAGGCGUACUCAGCCCUCUACAACGCCUUCAUCAACGAGUAUCAACAGUUGAAUCACCUUCAACAAGCACCAGAGACUCCAGAACCAUCCCCAGCCUAUUAUCUACCGCACCAUGGGGUUCUGAGAGUCGAUGCAGUCACCACAAAACUGAGAGUCGUAUUCAACGGCUCCAGUGCAAGCUCAACAGGAAUAUCGUUAAAUGACAUUCUCUAUCCCGGAGAAAAACUACAAGUGGAUGCAGUCAACGUCCUCACAUGGGUGAGGAAACACCAGUUCGUUUUUGGGACGGAUAUCGUGAAGAUGUUCCGCCAAAUUCGAGUUCAUCAUGACGAUUGGGAUCUUCAACGAAUUUUGUGGCUCAACGAGGAGAAUCAACAAAUCACAUUUCAACUCACCACAGUCACCUAUGGGCUCAACUGUUCACCAUGGAUAUCUUUAAGAGUCCUUCAACAACUGGGAGAGGAUGAAGGUCACCGCUUCCCAGCAGCAGUAGAGACAGUUAAAAAGGGUCGCUACGUCGACGAUUUUUAUGGAGGUGCCGACUCCAUCAAUCAACUAAAAGAAAUCGCUACUCAACUACAAGGACUUUGCGAAGCCGGUGACUUCCCACUCCAAAAAUGGAGCAGCAUCUCACCAGAAGCCCUUCAACAAUUAGGCCUCUCACCACAGAACUCAACAGUGCACUUCGAAGAAGCAAUCACCAAGGUCCUAGGCCUUUGCUGGCAGCAAUCAACAGACACCUUCAACUAUAAGGCCAAGACCUUCACUUCAACAACGUUCACCAAGAGAUCAGUGCUAUCAUAG